AUGGAAGAUUAAGUCUAGUAGAAAUUAGAAGAUGCUCCAAUAUUAUCAAAUCUUGGAGAUCAGUCAGAGGUAAUAAUAGUUUAUGUUACAGUUCCAAGUUAAGAGAAAGCUGAGGAACUUGGAUCUUUAUUGGUUGAGAAGAAAUUAAUAGCUUGUGCUAAUAUCAUCCCAGGACUGACAAGUAUUUACUCUUGGAAGAAUGAAAUAUGCGUAAAUCACCUUGAAUAUUAAACUAUAUAAUAGAAAGAUAAGGAGUUCCUAAUAAUGAUGAAGACAAGGAAAAAUGUAUUUUAAGAGCUUGUCAAUACUGUGAAAGCAAAUCAUCCUUAUGAAUGCCCUGAAGUCAUAUCUGUAAAUAUCUAAGACGCCUAUCAGCCUUACUAUAAUUGGGUGCUGGAAGAAACUAAAAAGAACUGA
Molecule: messenger RNA, 417 nt
Organism: Stylonychia lemnae
Lineage: Eukaryota; Ciliophora; Spirotrichea; Sporadotrichida; Oxytrichidae
Source: the annotation of a GenBank genome assembly